Molecule: messenger RNA, 2449 nt
Organism: Vigna angularis (adzuki bean)
Lineage: Eukaryota; Viridiplantae; Streptophyta; Magnoliopsida; Fabales; Fabaceae
Product: pentatricopeptide repeat-containing protein At2g38420, mitochondrial
Exons: 4
Coding region: 99-1598 (499 amino acids)
Molecular function (GO): protein binding
Source: RefSeq, a predicted model, not a curated record
GGUUUGAUUUGCAUCAGUCCCAAGCCAAAAUUUUGGUUUUGUUUCGUUGAUACAAUUAAUCCAAUGUCCGUUCUUGCUCUGUUCCUCGGCAGAUCGAAAUGGUGAGACAGCCCUUAUCCAAGAGAGCUAACAAAUACCUCAGAAAAUUCAGGAAAUGGCCACACUCUCCUUACAAGACCCCAUGGCACCACAACUUUGGUCAACAACAAGCCAUGCAAAAGCUCAAACAAGCAACCCUUGAAAUGGGGUUUUCCCAGGAACCCCAAACAGCUAACCUUCCCCAUCCUUUUCUUCUCUCCACUCUCAUUGACUCAUUCAAAGCUUACAGCUGUGACCCAACUCCAAAAGCUUACUACUUUGUCAUAAAAACCUUAACCAACACCUCCCAGUUGCAGGACAUUCCUGCUCUCCUUGACCACCUUGAACACUUGGAGAAGUUUGAAACUCCAGAGUCUGUCCUUGUGUACCUUAUUAGGUUCUAUGGUCUUUCUGACAAGGUCCAAGAUGCUGUGGAUUUGUUUUUCAGGAUCCCCAGGUUCAGGUGCACACCAACUGUUUGCUCAUUGAAUUUGGUUCUCUCACUGCUUUGUAGGAAGAGAGAGUAUCUCAAAAUGGUUCCCGACAUCUUGCUGAAAAGCCAGCAUAUGAACAUUCGCAUUGAGGAAUCGACAUUUCGGGUUUUGAUCAAGGCCUUGUGUAGAAUUAAGAGGGUGGGUUAUGCCAUUAAGAUGCUGAAUUGUAUGAUAGAAGAUGGGUAUGGUUUGGAUGAGACAAUAUGUUCUUCGAUAAUAUCAUCAUUGUGUGAACAAGACGAUCUGACCAGUGGUGAGGCUAUGAUUAUUUGGAGGGAUAUGAGGAAAGUGGGAUUUUGUCCUGGUGUCAGGGAUUAUACAAACAUGAUUAGGUUCUUGGUGAAGGAAGGGAAGGGUAUGGAUGCUUUGGAUGUUCUGAACCAGCAGAAACAAGAUGGAAUUAAACCUGAUGUUGUUCAUUAUACUAUGGUCUUGAGUGGGCUUGUAGCAGAGGGGGAGUAUGUAAAGUUAGAUCAAUUAUUUGAUGAAAUACUUGUGUUUGGAGUCGUUCCUGAUGUUUAUACUUAUAACGUGUAUAUAAAUGGUUUGUGUAAGCAGAAUAACAUAGAUGAGGCCUUUAAGAUUGUUGCUUCUAUGGAAGAGUUAGAAUGCAAACCAAAUGUGGUUACUUGCAAUACUUUAUUGGGUGCUUUGUGUUUAGCAGGGGAUUUACGUAAGGCAAGGGAGGUAAUGAAGGAAAUGGGGUGGAAGGGUGUUGGGCUCAACUUGCAUUCAUACAGAAUCAUGCUUGAUGGUUUGGUUGGGAAAGGUGAGAUUGGUGAAGCGUGCUUUUUGUUGGAGGAAAUGUUGGAGAAGUGUUUGUUUCCUAGAUCUUCAUCCUUUGAUAAUAUCAUCUUUCAGAUGUGCCAAAAAGGCUUGAUUGCUGAAGCAAUAGAAUUGACCAAGAAAAUUGUUGCGAAAAGCUUUGUUCCUGGGGCCAGGACUUGGGAAGCACUGCUUCUUAAAUCAGGAUUCAAACAAGGGUUUUCAGAAACCACAGUUUUUGGUUUGUUGGGCCAAAAUUAAUUUUGGUUGUCAAACUGGCUCAGGUAACAGAACGUUUAUUGAAAAGACUCGCAUCUUGAAAGACGAGCUAAACCAUAUAAGCAGUUAACAAACUGUAUACAUGAUGAAGUCAUCAAUCGGCAUAUGGAGACCAAACCUUUAACGAUCCUUCAAGUUGAUGAAGAUUCCUUGAUGAAGAUUCCUUGAUGAAGAUGAUGAAGGCGAGAAGCAUGAAGAACAGGAGAUUGAGUGGCUUGAUGAAUGGGUUAUUGGAAUGAUUUAAAAGAGGAGUUAAAGUACAAGGAGUUGGAAUGCAGAAAAAGAGAAAAAGACGCAGUGCAAAAAAGUCAAGCUGAAGCUGAGCGCCAGAAAGUGGCUCUGAGCGCCAGCUAGUCAAGGCUGAGCGCCAAAAAGGGGGGCUGAGCGCCAGUUUCAUGUAUUGCACAAAGCUUGAGUGCCCUUCAUACUCGUCUCUCUAUUUGCAUUUUGCUACAUCAUACUCACAGAUGGUGCUCAACUUAUUGUAGUGAACAACUGUGGGGAGAGUGUGUGGCCAGGGAUACUUGGUGGUGCAGGGCAGCAAAGUCCAAAAGAUGGUGGGAUGCAUCUUGGGAGUGGUGAAGAAGUUGUGCUUGAUGUACCAGAAAAGUGGUCAGGGAGAAUUUGGGGUAGGCUUGAUGUACCAGAAAAGUUGUGCUUGAUGUACCAGACAUGGUCCUAACUAAGUGGCUUGCUUUGCACGAUGCUGCAGCAGAAUUGGAAUUGGAGGUUCAAAUUUGGCCAUUAGAUAAGAUGAAUAAACGACAGGAUUCCUAUUUUACUUUUUUUCCAUUUCUUUUCUUUUUGGUACAGGUCCUCACCCACUUAAGGCA